Molecule: messenger RNA, 4135 nt
Organism: Actinia tenebrosa (Australian red waratah sea anemone)
Lineage: Eukaryota; Metazoa; Cnidaria; Anthozoa; Actiniaria; Actiniidae
Biological process (GO): regulation of GTPase activity
Molecular function (GO): small GTPase binding; GTPase activator activity
Source: RefSeq, a predicted model, not a curated record
AUGUCCUUUUACUUAUCAUUUGGUAUUUCACCAGGAAAAUUGGAUGUCUUUGUGAUUCUAACUAGUAAUGAAGGAAAGGAAUAUUUGCUUUCGCCUGUAAAUGAUGCCGGCUAUGGGGAUUGGUUGACCAACUUGAAGAACAAAAUCAAUGGUAGGAAUUCUCCAUCUCCUUUUGAGAGAUCCAGUCCUGGCCAAAAAGGAUUCAUGAGCCGGGUUCGAAACAGCCUGAGAAGAAAGAAGAAGCUUGGUCGUUCAAUGUCUGAGGACGUCACAGGUCAAACAUGGCACUCAAAAUUCAGGCAAGAAAGAGAUGAGGCCAGCUAUCAUUUAUCAACCCCAGAGACAAAACACAAAACCCGUGAAAAUAUCACAAAUGAAUUGAGAAAAGAAAGAUCUCACAGCUAUCCCUCUGAAUCUGAGGAUGAUGAGAGGAAUGAUGUUAAUAAAACAACUUUGAAGGUGAAAACGUAUGAAGACAAGGCCUGCGAUACGUCAAGUCUAGUGUGUUUAGACUGGAUCAUUACUGAUGGGGGCGAGGAUACUGCUGACGACAAGCAUACCAACGAACCAAAUGUAGAUGAGACAAGGCAAAACCCAAGAAAAUUACUCAAGGCAGUUGGGAUUGAUUACGAUUUGGAAGGACAGACGGACAGUAAUCAAAAGGGGAAUACUGUACUUGUCAAUCAAAGUAUAGGUCAAGGUCUUUACAGUGUGAUGGACAGUAUGGAGGGACAGACAGACAUAAUACAAAAGGAAGUGACUGUACCUGUCAAUCAAAGUCUGCAUGGUUUUACAGACCUUAGACAGACAGACAUACAAGAAGGAAAUGUUUCACCUGUCAAUCAAGGUCUUCAAGGACAGACAGACAGUACUAAAAGGGAAGUUUCUUUACCUGGCAAUCUGUGUACUGCAGGACAGACAGACAGCGCUCAAAGAGAGAUUUAUUUACCUGUCAAUCAAAAUAUUACAGGACAGACAGACACUAUUAAAAAGAAAGACAAAUUACCUGUCAGUCAAAGUCUCCCAGGACAGACAGACAGUACCUCAGCAGAAGUUACUUUGACUAUCAAUCAAAGUAGUACAGGACAGACAGACACUAUUAAAAAGAAAGACAAAUUACCUGUCAGUCAAAGUCUCCCAGGACAGACAGACAGUACCUCAGCAGAAGUUACUUUGACUAUCAAUCAAAGUAGUACAGGACAGACAGACACUACCCAUGGAGAGACUUAUUCUUCUAGAGACGGUGAAUCAAUAUCAGAAACCGGACAAGUGGAUGUUGACAAAGCAGCUCUUGUGGAGAGGAAAAACACUCCUUGUUCAUAUAAGCUUUGCACAAAUGUACACAACGACGACUUCAAGGCCGACAUGUCUUUACAGCAACAAAAGAUAAUUCGUGAAUUGGAGAUAGAAGUGUGCAAACUAAAGUGUGAAGUGAUAAGUCUUAUUCAAGGAACCAUUAAAGUACCUCUCAAAGAUGAUGAUCUCGCCGACUGGCACUACGUCGAAGAAAUCCGGUACAAGGAUCGUAUCUUUGAGCUCUUGAGAGAAGCAAGACUGUACAAUCCUAGCCUCCCAGACCUUGACAGUUCCAAAUCUAGUAACUUCAAGGAUGUCUACGGCUUUAUUCACGGCAGUCGUGAAAGUGAAAGCGUGGUCUUCCAUUUCGUUUGUCGAGAACUAACUCAACACUAUUCCAGUUUCUUUCAGGUAACAAUGAAUGACGAUUGUCAAUUAAACUUUGUCUGUGAAAAAGUGGAUUCUGUAAAAGCAAUAAAGGGAGUAAACUUUUACAAGAACCAAGUUAGAAAAAUCGUAGAAAAAAAGCAAAAGUCGGAAAUGAGUGAAGUUGAAAGACAAAUAAGAUGUGAUCUCCUGCGAACGAUGCCAAGCAACGUACGCUUCAAAACUCUAGAAUCUGAGGAGGUUACCCAGUUAAAGCGUAUCUUACACGUUUUCGCGGAUGUCAGACCAGACAUUGGAUACCUUCAAGUAAGUAUCACAAAUGUAUCUCUUUUUAUUGUGUUUUUUUCCAGGUCGCUUUACGCUGUAGUUGAUGUUUAUCUUCGGAAUUAUUUUGAUAGAAUGUUGAGUGGUGUUCAAGCUGAUCAGGAAGUUUUAAAAGAGCUCGUAGCGGAGAAACUUCCAGCCCUGCACGCUCACCUCAAAUACUACGGUGUCGAUAUCUCUACCGUCACUUUUAAUUGGUUUAUCACGGUUUACUUAGACGCUGUCCCUUUUGAGACGGCCGUUCGUAUAUGGGAUAGCUUUCUGUUCGAAGGAAGAGAGGUGUUGUUCCGUAUCGCUAUUGGUCUACUAAAGCUUCAAGAACGAUCAUUACUUCAACUGUCUGGACAUUUGGAGAUCAUGCAGUACAUGAAAAGAGCUGCCAGGGUGAUGUAUGACGUCGAUAGGUUAUUCAAGGCGUCAUUUGAGGAAAUGACAAAGUUCCCUACAAAUGAAAUGCUGGACGAAAAACAGAAGCAAUAUCGAGCGGAUAUCAAAUCCAAGCUGGGCCACGUGUCGCCCAUCAAGCAUGAAACUAGCAGAUCGCGAGUGAGUUCCUUUACUGUCGAGCUCCCAAGCCAAGACAAGGUGGAUCGAUUUGAUCAGUAUCAGAUGGUUGAGUGCGCUGUUGCAACCAGUAAAGAUCUUUCAGGUCCUGUGUGUAUUUCAUGUAGUGUUCGCGGCGAAGCUAAAGUUUAUCUUUUGGAUAUCAAUAAAAAGGAAAUGAGUACUUUAGACGCCCAUAUCAAUUCUCGUAUACUAUGUACUGAUGUACUAGAAGACGGUACGGUUCUGAUUGGUACGGUAUUUUGGUGUGUGUAUGCCUUUAAUAUUGAAUCUAGAAUGGAGCUCUGGAGUGUACCCCUAAGAGAUUCCGUCAUCGACUUGUGUCACUAUGAUCACGUGACAGACGACAAAGUGUAUGCCGCAUUGGCUGAUGGGUGCAUAGCCGUUCUUCCGAAUGCUAAUGGUUCAGGUCCACCGUGCCAAGGAUCGCACGUUCGUAUUGGUUCAGCUCCUGUGAUGUGUGUGACCAUGGUGGACAGUCAAGUCUGGUGUGGAUGCGGUAACAAUGUGGUAGUGCUUGAUGCAAGUUCCCUGGAAGAACUUCAUGCCACGGUCGUAUCGUCUUCACCUCGUCACCAGGUCGCUCGCCUGCUCGAGGGUAAUCAUGGGGUAUGGUGCACUAUACGAGGAUCAUCGUGGGUAAUGCUGAUAGACCAGAAUUCCUACGAUUUCUUGCUGAAAAUCGAUGUUGCUCUUGACACGACAAUUAUAGAUGCUGUUAGCGAAUCUCAAGUUUACGUAUCUCCAUUUCAAGAAUCCCGAGUUACGACCAUCAUGCCAUUCGCUGACGAAUUAUGGGUAGGAUUGGGUAACGGUCAAGUGCUGAUAUUUGAUUUGAUCGAAAGCGAAACCCCAAGCAAAGAAGGGGAUUUGGUAGAGAGCUGUGAUUCAAAUGACGAAGACACACCAACCGCUUCAACAGAAGAAGAAGAAGAAGAAAUUCCAAAUGACAAAAGCAAGAGUCAGACGGCCUCUAAUCCACGAUUCAGUCGCGAGGGAACAGAAGUAUUUGACAAAGCAAGCAGCGAGUAUCAGUUUUCUUUGAAAAUGAGAGUACAAUACAGAGUCAGCGAAGAACCCAUUCGAUCACUCGAGAUUUUAAGAGAAACUGAAGAUCCAAUGGUCCUGAGCUGUGCCAGCACGCUAAGCCCCGAAGGAGGUCUUUCUAUUUGGCAAAAACACGCCACCCAAGAUGACUUAUAUGAAUGGUUGAAUUAUCCUAUUAGACAUUCUCAGGCUUAAGAUGAAUAAGCCAAGGGAUAAAGAAGACCCAAUGAUAUUGUAGUUUUGUUAGGUACCAGAUAUCAGUGCAGACUUUUUGACUCUUAUAUCUACAGUUAGUCUUGGUAUAUCUUAUUACCCAUUCAGACUAUGUUAUCCAUGUUAUUAUGGAAUUAAGGAUGCUGUAAUGGUAGUCGACCUGCCUCUGUCUGGGGUAUCACGUUCACUAAAUUCCAAUUCGAUCUGUGUAUUAGCAGUGCCCACAGAGGUUGUUUCAGGGAUCUAUCUGUGAGUACAAUUAGCCAUGUCCUGACUUAGAUCAGCCCAGCAAUUGUUUCAGGGA